Molecule: messenger RNA, 2153 nt
Organism: Folsomia candida
Lineage: Eukaryota; Metazoa; Arthropoda; Collembola; Entomobryomorpha; Isotomidae
Product: calpain-15
Exons: 8
Coding region: 148-1458 (436 amino acids)
Biological process (GO): proteolysis
Cellular component (GO): cytoplasm
Molecular function (GO): calcium-dependent cysteine-type endopeptidase activity
Source: RefSeq, a predicted model, not a curated record
CAGAGAGGACGAAUCUCGAGCACGACGGACCCAGUCGGAGGACGAUAUCCAUCUCGUACAUUUUGCGCAUUUCGUGCCGAACGAUCUGCAAUUUUGAAAAUAAAUUGACGAAUUAUUAAUUGGUGUGAGAAUAUUUUGAUCAAAAACAUGAUGAGCUUUUUCGGUGACUGUUUUCGGGGGGCAUGUGGGAUUGAACAGGACGAUCCUCCUGCAGAAGAAGGGCCUGGUCAGCCGGUGAUGGUCAGUAUCACAGAAGAACCGAAACCUGGUCCAAGUAGUCAAUGUGAUGGUGGCGAUCGUCGUCGUGGAAGAGGCGAGGGCGAUAUUAUUAUUGACGGAAUCGCCAAACUCGAUACUAUCGAGGAGGAACCUGGCGGUGGUGGUGAUGGUGAUAACCCUCAACAAGGAAAACCAAAACCAACUCAACCCCUCGUCACGUUAGAAGUCGACAGGACUAAAGAGAAUGUCCGAACUAUCGCUGAAAAAAUUAUGACAACUUGCACCAAGUUAAAUGGCAAAUUUUUCGACGAAGACUUCCCCGUCGGACCGACUGCCCUGUUCAAGAAUAAGGAGAAGGCUGAGAAAGAGGACAAGAAGGGACAGGGGCUCGACGCGGUCAAAAUGUGGCUCCGACCUGGAAAAAUUAUUCAUCGGGAUCAAGACGGAGGACAUUUUGGACAUGACUUCUCAAUCAUUAGAGACCAGAUGGGAUGUGACGUUAGGCAAGGGCAACUUGGCGACUGUUGGUUCCUAAGUUGUUUGGGAUUGCUGAGUAGGAGGAAGGAACUUCUGGACAAAAUCGUCGUGACCAAAAAGGUCAACGCUGCUGGAGUCUACGUUAUCAGCUUGUUCCACGAAGGAAAGUUUCGCGAUGUGUUGAUUGAUGAUCAACUGCCAUGCAACGAAUACAGGUCGUUAUGUUUCGGAAAGGCCAACCGAAUGCAGUUGUACGUCCCUCUCAUCGAAAAGGCACGUGCGAAACUGGCCGGAAGCUAUGAAGCGCUUAUUGGAGGAGGCCUUAGCGACGCGAUGCUUUCUUUGACAGGAUUCCCGUGCACGGAUUAUAUUCUUAAAGAGGACUUCAGUGACGAAGAGAAGGAAGGCAUUUGGCAAAUAUUGAGUGAAAGUGCGAAUUCUCGCUUUCUCAUUGCCGCAGGGACAAAGGCGGAAGAUAAAAAGAUGGAGAACUUGGGUCUUAAACCUAAACAUGCUUAUGGAGUUGUUAAAGUUUGUGACAAAUGGGGUCCAAGGCUCAUCCUCUUUGAAAACCCAUGCGGAGAUUCGGUCUGGAAAGGAGACUGGCACAACUACAGUUGGACGUGGGGGGUCAAUAUGCGAAAAGCAUAUCGACCCUUUAUGAACAAAUCGGGCGUGUUCUACAUGUGCUUUGACGAUGUUGUCAAGUACUUUGUACAAUUUUCAAUUUGCCAGCUCGGAGAAAAUCAUCCUGCCGAGUGAAGAAGAAUUCUGUCCAUUGCGUUUCAUUCUUUUUCAUAGAAAUUCUUACCCAUAUAAAUAUAUCGUUAUACUCUCUUGUUGUCUGUAAAUAUGGAUUCCAUGCAAGAAAUACCCCGUUAAAAUAUUGAUAUGAUUUACUUUACAUGCUAAAAAAUUUACCAAUCUUCUCCUUCUGAGAAUAUAAGAAUAAAUUUUGUUUCCUCACUCACAAUGACAUUCAAUUCUUCUCCUCUCCCCUAGAAAAUAAUAACAAUGCGUAAAUGAUGAAGUGAGACUGAGACGUAUGUAGUAUUAUAAAGUAAAAAGGAUUGUUUGCCAGUUAUAGGUAGAAAUGAAUGUAUGUACGACACAGGUAGCAGCAGGACAGGUAGGAGACACUUCUUCUUCUUCUUGGACCAUCAUCAUAAUUUAUGGAUUGUCAUUACAUUGCACAAACGGUGACACAAAGGGAUCAAGUGACCUCCCACAAACGCCGACUCACUCACAAGUACCAACCAACCAGCAGCCAACCACACCAAAGCGAGAAGAUUGAGAUUUAUUGAGUCACAUAUUGUAAUAAAUCCUUUUAAAGAAGUUGAAAAGAAUGUGAAAAUAGUUGAUGUACUACUUCUUCUCCAAUUCUUAACUUUAUAUACUCUUUUUAUACGAGACAAGGAUUGAUUUUGCAGAAUUCCGAAAUAAAAUCUGUUUUCCAA